Messenger RNA from Penicillium chermesinum, 3573 nucleotides. Its product is annotated as putative GATA transcription factor (Ams2). Bases 1 to 3573 code for a protein of 1190 amino acids. Gene Ontology annotation, biological process: rDNA heterochromatin formation; regulation of transcription by RNA polymerase II; silent mating-type cassette heterochromatin formation. The record is from RefSeq and is a predicted model, not a curated record. Lineage: Eukaryota; Fungi; Ascomycota; Eurotiomycetes; Eurotiales; Aspergillaceae. Gene Ontology annotation, molecular function: zinc ion binding. The transcript is spliced from 4 exons.
AUGGAAUCUGAGGACGGAAUCACCGUCCGGUCAAUGAGGCUGAAGGUCUUGUACACAUUUGAUAAUGAGUACAAGACUAACUGCCUUGCCCGUUGGCCUCAUGUGCUUGAAAUCCAAUCAGCUCACCUGGAUGAGAAUACUGUAAUCGGCGUGAUCGAGCUGAAGACAUGUAUCCAGGCAAUUGUUUCGGCUAGCCCGGAAUUGGUGGCACAACUCGGAAAAGAUUACACCGUCUACGCUUAUGACUAUUCAGAUACGAGACACCCCUGGUGGGCCAAGGAAUGUUGUCAUGGGUUCUCGCUUCUGCUUCACCAACACCGGAUGCUCCCGCACAUCAGUCAAAGACCAUGGUCACCGGGCGCGUAUGCAAAAACCCCAUGGGGAGCAGGUCAAGAUACUUUGGAAGUCAAACUGCGCUUAGUUCCUGUGCCUACCGUCAUGCAGAGCGAAUACCUGGAUAACAUGCAAAAAUACCGUGAGGCCAAUGCUGCUCCACGAGACUUCGAUACCCAGUCUUGGGCCAACUUUGUUCGUCAAAAUCCGGGUCUUAACGAAGCCUCCAGAGGCCAGCAGCAAGACCAUGCCAGCUCACCCGUGGAUCAUUCCGGUAUUGAACGAUUUCACCAAAUGCUCAGUGAAGGUGCCACCCCUCGCGAGUUUUCGACUUAUGCUGGCAACGAGUCAGUUCGAUCUUCAUCUCCUACCCAUUCCUUUGCAAAUGGCAGCCGAGUGUCCACACCCGGUGGGCCUCUUCACUCCGCACACCAUCAGUCCCAACAAAGAAAUAGCUUCGUCCAGAGCAGUGAUAUGAUUCGUCCAUCUUCGAGUGUAUCAAUGCGGGAUAGCGAUUACUACCACACCCAACCCCCUCAUAAACGCAGAGAAUCUUUGCAAUCUGGAUAUGCUAGUGGGGGAGAGGAGCAGAUGGACUCGCAACCUCGCAAGAGAGCGAAGUUGUACCAGGCAGGCGGGUCUGGAAGAUCCGACAUGAACAUUGAGCGCCAGCCCAGCUCGCUCCGUGUUGCAGCCAGCACCGCCGCUUCUGUCCGCAUCCAUCGCCCGACUCCUGUGAACCCUUCCAUUGCUGCCGAGCAGUCUAACGAGGAGCCUGUUCGUCCACCAACCCCAAUCCACCGAGUCUCCAAUAAUGUUCGCCGGGGUCAGCUGCAAUCAAGCUCAUUAAGGGAGUCUUCGGUGGUAAGCUCGUAUCAGAGUCCGUAUAUGAUGAGUGACGAUAUUGUGAGCGAUCAAACGACUCACUCUCCUGAAGAGCAGCGCUACCAGGGAUUGUUUGAACCAUCAUUCACUAUGCCAUCUUCUCCGCCUGUCUUGGAAACCCGAUUGCCCCCCAAAUCCAGCCCCGUAUUGCCUCCUAUUGGUAUGGAUGCCGAUUCUGGCUUCAUGAGCGCUGGUCUCGAUGAUAUCCCCGAGGAAGAAGCUACUACGCCCUUGGAAUCACAAAGAGCCGAGUCCCAGGGAACGACUGGACACAAUGUCCCUCAUUUCAUGCGGCCUGCAGUACAGGCUAGUUCUCCCGUGAGCAUGGCUGGCACGCCACAGGACAACUCGAACACCAUGUUCCCCACAAAUGAUACUCAGUCAGAGACAGCCUUCGCCGAACAGAGAUUUGCGAAGCAACCACCGAUUGCUCCACGCCCAGUCUCAUCAACCUCCAGGCCUGUAUCACGCAGCGGUCCACGGCUGACCCCGAAACCAUUAGCACCCGCCCCAACAACACCGAACCUAACAGAAGCACCGCGUGGCUCCCAAGCUCUCGCACCUAUGUCUCUUCCUCCCGUGCCGGCUAGUGAUCCCGUUCCACCCAGUCACCCUCCCCUUCAACAAUCUCAGACUUGGGCGGGGCCCAUGAGCGAUUUCCAUAUUGUUGACCCGUCACCCAAACCUGACGGUAGCCGACCGCGCAGUAGGGCGAGCGCAAAAAGGAGAACGAAGCAAAUCCAGGACCGUCUCGAGCAAGCUAUCAAAGCCGGUGAAGUGCCACCUUUCUGUGAGAACUGCGGCUGCAUUGAAACUCCCACCUGGCGUCGGGGCUGGUCGAAGGAGUUUGUCGGCAACGAGGAGCAAGCAAAGGCCAUGAUGGAGGAGCCCCAUACAUUGUUUUAUGUGUCAAUUGAGCGUGAUGAUGAAGACGUCGUGACAAAAUACAAGGUCUACAAGAAAACCUUGGCGACGGACGACAACGAAUGGUCUCAAGUCUUGCUUUGCAAUCCUUGCGGGCUUUGGUUAUUCAAAUUCAAGGCCAUGCGUCCAGAGAACAAGUGGAACAAGCAGUCAACCGACAAGAACGCCCCAAAUAAAAAGAAGCGCCCUGUUCGGAACCGGACCAGCGGCGGCCCACUGUCAAACCCUUCCACAAGAACUCGCAGCAAGGUCGCGGUCGCAUCCAGCGUAGGAGCAGCGUCAUCUCCAGCUCCGACAGAAGCCUCGUCCGUUCAACCUGAAGAUGGAGUUACCCCCGGACUCACUCCUGGGAUCACGCCUGGCGCAGAGUAUGAUAUGGAACACGAUGAAGAGCACGACAUGGAUCGGUCUGCAAGCAAAAAACGUCGCGCUAAUAGCGCUGAGCCUCCGAACUCUGGCAUGUUCAAUGAAAACAACGGCUGGGAGCAUGACGCUGCUGUAGAAGCCUUACGGCGAGCCAUCCAAUCAAGCCCGGCCAGGAACAUGGCAAAUCGCAAUAUGCCUCAUACGGACGAGGCCUCUCUCACACCGAAGCCUUUGCGGAGGGCGCUCUUCUCCUCUACCCAGAAACAAGACGACCGCCUCAAGGAGAUGGACCCGUCAAUGAUUAAUACAUCUUCGCCCCGCCGAAGCCCCCGUAUCGCUACGAACAAAGGCAGAAGUACGCCGGCGAAGGAGAAUGACGACCCCAAUUUGCAGGUGAACAGCCUGGAUGCUCUUUUUGAGAGCCCUUCCAUGGACUUCAAUCCACUCCUCAGUCCAACUCCCCGUCGCCGCAAUAAGAUGCAUGAACGUCGACUUUCACUGCCGUCCGAUUCACCAAGCAGUAACCGACGCAGGAAUGUGGGCUUAUCUCCUUCGUCUACGCAACUCACAGCAGAACGGUUGCAGCGGGUUCAAGAAGAUCAGGAGGACAUGAGUCUUCGCCCACGAGAUGGCAGCAAUGAGGACAUGACCCCACCCUCUGGUGAAGAUCUGCAGCCUGAAGCAUUCCAGCCUUUGGAUCCCAUGAUGCUAGACAUGUUCGACGAUCCUAAUGUUGACUCCAACUACUUCGGCUUGGGUGGUGAUGGUAGUGGUGGCCAGGAUUGGACGACUUGGCUCCCCUCGGGGUAUAUCUCUCCCAACGAGUCUGACAGCAGCGAACAAGGUGAUGAUUUGAUCAAUGCCAUCCUUUCUGACCCCAACGUGAUGAACGAGAACCUUCGCAACUCCAGCCUCAACCUCUUCGCCCUUGGGGAUAAUGAUCUCCCCGACUCGGGCUUCUUCAGUUCCGAUGCACUUCAUGACGACCACCAGGAUCCAACCUCCAAGCCGGAAUAUAAAAACACACAAGACACUGCGAACCAAGCAGCCGAACCCAGUGCAUAA